AUGCUGGGAGUCGGAGCCAAUCGAGAUAUUUCGGUUAACGAUCUUCAACAACCGCUCUUAAGCAACGUCAAUAUUGGUCCUGUAAGUAGUAGUAGUAGAGCAAGAUCAAAGUAUGUGUGUGGUAUCUUUAGCCUUCUCACUUUCUCUUGGUUGAGCCCAUUGGUUGCACUUGGUCACAGAAAACCAUUAGACCUAGAGGAUGUUCCUCAACUUUUCGGUAUCGAUAGUGUAAGAGGAUCGUUUCCCAUUUUAAAAAAGAAGUUGGAUUUGGAGAGUGAUGAUAAAAAACUCACUACUACUUUCGACCUCGUCAAGGCCUUGAUCCAUACCACAUGGAAGGACAUCAUAGUUACAGCAAUCCUCGCUGUUAUUUACACACUGGCUUCUUAUGUUGGUCCUUACCUCAUAGAUGCAUUUGUUCAAUUCCUCAACACAAGACAAGAUUCAAAACAUGAGGGUUAUCUUUUUAUUCUCAUCUUCUUCUUUGCCAAACUCGUGGAGUCUAUAUCACAAAGACAUUGGUUCUUCAAGCUCCAACAAGGUGGAAUUAGGGCUAGGGCAGCUCUUGUUGCUAUGAUUUACCAAAAGGGUUUGAAUCUUUCUAGUACGGGGAAUUCCCAUUCCAGCGGUGAGAUUACUAAUCUCAUUGCCGUUGACGCCGAAAGAAUUGGAGACUUUGGUUGGUAUAUACAUGAUCCAUGGCUUGUAAUCAUGCAGGUUGGUUUGGCAUUAACAAUUUUAUAUCUCAAUCUUGGGUUUGCCUCACUUGCUGCAUUAGUAUCCAUCAGUAUCGUCAUGUUGGCUAAUAUUCCUCUCGGGAGACUACAACACACGUUUCAAGACGAGUUAAUGAAAUCUAAAGAUAAGAGGAUGAAAAUCACAUCUGAAACUCUGAGGAAUAUGAGGAUACUUAAACUUCAGGGAUGGGAGAUGAAGUUUUUGUCCAAAAUUAUGGAUCUUAGGAGUCAUGAGACAGGGUGGUUGAAAAAGUUUUUAUCCACUUCAUCGACAAUCAUAUCCAUAUUCUGGGUUGCGCCUACUUUUGUAGCUGUGGUCACUUUUGGAACAUGUAUGCUUUUCGGGAUCCCUCUUCAAUCAGGGAAGAUAUUGUCUGCAGUUGCAACAUUUAAAAUACUUCAACAGCCAAUCUACAAUCUUCCUGAUACAGUAUCAAUGAUAGCCCAAACUAAAGUCUCGUUAGAUCGAAUUGCCUCAUACCUUUGUCUUGAUAACUUAGAUUCAGGCCUUGUAGAGAUAUUCCCCCGAGGUGAUAGUGAUAUUGCAAUCGAGAUAACCAAUGGAAGUUUUUCAUGGGAUGUUUCAUCUUGUGAUCCAGUACUAAAGGAUAUAAAUAUCAAAGUUGCUCAUGGCAUCAAGGUUGCUGUAUGUGGUACAGUUGGGUCAGGAAAGUCAAGUUUACUUUCAUGUAUCCUGGGAGAAGUGCCCAAGCUGUCAGGAAGUGUAAAGCUUAGUGGUAGCAAAGCUUUUGUUGCUCAGUCUCCAUGGAUACAGAGUGGAAAGAUAGAAGAGAUCAUCCUAUUUGGUAAAGAUAUGGACCGGAUAAGGUAUGAUAAGGUUCUUGAAGCAUGUGCCUUGAAGAAAGACAUUCAAGUUCUGCCUUUUGGUGAUCAAACAUUCAUAGUUGAUGCUCAUACAGGAAGCCAUCUCUUUAAAGAAUGUUUACUGGAAUUUCUCAACUCAAAAACAGUUAUUUAUGUCACCCAUCAAGUGGAGUUCUUGCCGGCUGCUGAUCUUGUCUUGGUCUUGAAAGGUGGGAGGAUCAAACAAGCUGGAAGGCUAGCUUUGGAUCUCACGAAACAAAAGUUAUGGAGGAAGAUAGGGUUGAAGUUGAGUCGGAAGGAACAAAAAGACAACAACAGCAAUUACUGGUUGGCUUGGGCAUCACCUGUGUCACAAGGGGAGAAACCUCCGGUUGGAGGAUCUACACUUAUAAUUGUUUAUAUAAGUUUGGCAUUUGGAAGCACUUUUUGCAUAUUUAUAAGAGCCAUGUGUCUUACAACAGCCGGGUAUAAGACAGCCAAUCUACUCUUCAAUAAAAUGCAUUCAUGCAUUUAUCAUGCUCCCAUGUCGUUCUUUGAUGCUACCCCCAGUGGGCGCAUUCUAAAUAGAGCAUCCACAGAUCAAACUGCAGUGGACCUGACAAUUUCAAAUGCAGUUGGCGUUUUUGUGUUUGCAGUUGUACAAAUUCUAGCUGUCAUUGCAAUCAUGUCUCAGAUUUCUUGGCAGGUGCUCCUGGUUUUCAUUCCAGUUAUUGCUAUUUGUGUAUGGUUGCAGCAAUAUUACGUGUCUUCAGCACGAGAGUUAGCACGACUGGUGGGAGUUUGCAAAGCCCCGAUCAUACAGCAUUUCUCAGAAACCUUGUCAGGUUUAACAACCAUCAGGAGCUUUCAUCAACAACACAGAUUUGAAGACAUGAAUAUGAAGCUGAUUGAUGGAUAUUCGCGACCAAAGUUUUAUAGUGUUGCUUGUAUAGAGUGGCUAUCAUUCCGAGUGGAGUUGUUGUCCUCUGUUAUGUUUGGUUUAUUCUUAAUAUUCUUACUCAUUGUCCCAAAUGGGACCAUCGAUCCAAGUAUUGCGGGGUUAGCAGUCACGUAUGGGCUCAAUAUAAACAUCCUACAAGCUUCAGCAAUAUGGAAACUAUGCAGCAUGGAGAAUAGCAUUAUAUCAGUUGAAAGAAUACUUCAAUACAUGUCUAUCCCUGAGGAAGGACCUCUUGUUGUAGAAUCAACCAGGCCAAACCAUUUGUGGCCAUCAUUUGGAGAAGUAGAGGUACUCAACCUGCAGGUAAGGUAUGCCCCACACUUGCCACUUGUGUUAAGAGGAGUUACAUGCAAUUUUCAUGGUGGCACAAAGACUGGAAUCGUAGGAAGAACAGGAAGUGGUAAAUCGACUCUUAUACAAGCACUCUUUCGCAUGGUUGAACCUACUGGGGGAGAAAUUUUCAUAGAUGAGAUCAAUAUAUCCUCUAUUGGGCUUCAUGAUUUACGCUCAAGAUUGAGCAUAAUCCCUCAAGAUCCACCCAUGUUCCAUGGGAGUGUACGAAGCAAUCUGGAUCCACUUGAACAUUACACUGAUGAACAGAUCUGGGAGGCUCUAGAUAAGUGCCAGUUGGGAGAUGAAGUUAGGAGGAAGGAAGACAAGCUUGAUUCUACAGUCAGUGAGAAUGGAGAGAAUUGGAGCAUGGGUGAAAGGCAACUGUUGUGUCUUGGUCGAGUGUUACUCAAGAAAACCAAGAUCUUGGUGCUUGACGAGGCUACUGCAUCGAUGGAUGUGUCGGCCGAUCAUACAAUACAACAAGCACUAGGACAACACUUUUCUGACUCAACUAUCAUCACCAUUGCACAUAGAAUCACGUCUGUUCUCAAUGGCCACAUGGUUCUAGUCUUGGAAAAAGGCCUCAUUCAGGAAUAUGAUUCACCAUUAAAGUUAUUGGAAAAUAGAUCUUCUUCCUUUGCAAAGCUUGUUACCGAGUACCAGUACCGUGGGAGAUCUACUUCCAGUCAUGGAACCUAGGACUUCUUUUCAUGUGGACUUACUCCCACCAUUAUGGUUGCUCAUCUUAUUCUUAUAACAAAUAUAGGAAACCCUUUACGUGUGUGUGCAUCACAUCACUAUAUAUAUGAAGGUUCUAAAAAGCUUGUCAUAGCACGCCAUAAUUCCAAGGCUUGUACCUGCUGUCAAGCUUUACCAAAACGCUGCCUUAACUCAUAUAUGUGUAUAAUAUAGAAAAAUAGUUGAAAAUACAUAUAAAAAUAUUAAAUAUAUACAAAAUUGCCGCCUUAAGUUACGCCUUAUAAACGACGUGGCUCGUCAAGGCUUAAAAAAGCUUAAGGUCUGACAUUGCCG
Molecule: messenger RNA, 3867 nt
Organism: Lactuca saligna
Lineage: Eukaryota; Viridiplantae; Streptophyta; Magnoliopsida; Asterales; Asteraceae
Source: the annotation of a GenBank genome assembly